Megalops cyprinoides (Indo-Pacific tarpon) is the source of this 6216-nucleotide messenger RNA. Its product is annotated as E3 ubiquitin-protein ligase SH3RF3-like. Bases 126 to 2576 code for a protein of 816 amino acids. Gene Ontology annotation, molecular function: protein binding; metal ion binding. The record is from RefSeq and is a predicted model, not a curated record. The transcript is spliced from 10 exons. NCBI's taxonomy places the organism in Eukaryota, Metazoa, Chordata, Actinopteri, Elopiformes, Megalopidae.
UCGCGCCUAGGCUCCAGUCGGGAGAGUUCGCUCGUGGUGAAGUACCGCCAGUAUGCAUUGCACUGCCCGUGGUGCAUCGUACGCGGACCAAGGAAAACCGUUUAUGGUUUAUAUUAUUGACUAAAAUGGACGAGUCGUCGCUCUUGGAUUUACUAGAAUGCUCCGUAUGUUUGGAACGGUUGGACACGACCGCCAAAGUACUACCGUGCCAGCACACCUUCUGCCGCCGCUGCCUGGAGAACAUUCUCAGCUCCCGCAAUGAGUUGCGCUGCCCGGAGUGUCGGAUACUGGUAGAUUGCGGCGUAGAUGAUUUACCAGCGAACAUCUUGUUGGUACGGUUGCUGGAUGGGAUUAAACAGCGACCGAGAAACGGAGGAAGACCGUCGCUGGCCGGGGUAUCCCUAGGCUGUGCUGCUGGUGUCUCGGCUUCUCCCCCCGGCACAGCCAUCCGAGACUUGCCCAUUGCAACUCGGAGCUCUCCAGUCAAGAAUGUUCCACAGCUACCCUGCGGGAAAGCUCUUUACAGCUAUGAAGGCAAGGAGCCAGGAGACCUCAAGUUCAACAAGGGUGACAUCAUCAUUCUACGCCGCAAGGUGGAUGAAAACUGGUACCACGGCGAGCUGAAUGGCAGCCAUGGCUUCCUCCCGGCCAGCUACAUCCAGUGCAUCAAGCCCUUGUCCCAGACCCCGCCCCAGGGCAAGGCGCUGUACGACUUUGAGGUCAAGGACAAGGACCAAGACAAGGACUGCUUGACUUUCACAAAGGAUGAAAUUCUGACUGUGAUUCGAAGAGUGGACGACAACUGGGCAGAGGGCAUGCUGGGAGAUAAAAUUGGAAUUUUCCCGAUUUUAUAUGUGGAGCUGAACGAAGCAGCCAAGCAGCUGAUGGAGAUGGAUAAGCCUAGCCCAGUCCCGGGCCCCAGCACCGAGCCUGGCUCUCCGGCCGGGCCCUGCUCAGGCUCCGCCCUGAAUGGCAACGGCCCUGUCAGCGCCAUCCACCGCCGCAUUGACGGCAAAAAGAACGCCAAGAAGCGCCACUCCUUCACCGCGCUCAGCAUGACCCAGCGCACUGCCCAGGCCCUCAACAACCGCCACUCCAUGGAGAUCAGCGCGCCCGUGCUCAUCAGCUCCUCCGACCCCCGCGCCGCCGCCCGCAUCGGAGACUGCCCACACCUGUCCUCCAGCGCCCCCUCACAGGACUCGUCCUCCUUCGUCGGGACAUCGAGCGCGGCUGUGGUCGUCCCUCCAAGGGUGACCUCUGUGGCUGGGGAACUGCUGGCUGCGGCCAAAGUCCAGCUGCCCCUGAAUAUAUACCUGGCCAUGUACGCCUACAAGCCACAGAAGGGCGACGAGCUGGAGCUGAGGAAAGGCGAGAUGUACCGCGUGACGGAGAAGUGCCAGGAUGGCUGGUUCAAGGGCACAUCCCUGCGCAGCGGCGCCUCCGGUGUCUUUCCGGGGAACUACGUCACCCCUGUGUCCAGGGCCCCCUUCGCAGUGGGGCAGUCCCGCGCUUGCCUCUCGGGUUCGGCGCAGGUGGUGAAGGUGGUGCCCAGCUCCCCGGUGUCCGCCGGGCCCUCCAGCCCGGUUCUCAUGGGGUCGGGGUCACGCUCCACCCCUCCCCUGGUGAACCCCUCCUCCUCCCCUCAGCUGCAGCCGGCAGCCAUGCACCUGAAGAACUGCUUGCGUCUCUCAGGACAACAGGCUCCCGGCCAGGCCCGCAACGCCAUGCAGUUGGUGCACAGUCCUCCUGCAGGCAGCCCAGAGCGUCCGACAGCAGCUGUGUCCCCACUGCGCCCCCACAACUCCCCGACGAGGUCCCCGGGCCCCUCGGCGCGCCCGCUGUCCAUGGUGUCCCACCAGCCCGCCUCCCUGGCCCCUGCCACCCGGCCCACCAUCCCCCUCACCUCCGCCGCCGCGGCCAUCACCCCGCCCAACGUCAGCGCUGCCCACCUCAACGGGGAGGCAGCGGCCAGCCCCCUGCAGCCUCCCUCCCCCGCGCACCCCCAGGGGGCUGUCGCCAGCCUGCCCAAACUCGAAGAGAAGAAGGCUGAGAAGAAGGAAAAGAAGAGCGGAGGCCUCCUGAAGCUGCUCUCGGGCGCAGCGGCGAAGAAGAAGUCUCGCUCCCCGCCUUCGGUGUCCCCCACCCACGAGCCCCAGCCGCAGGCACAGGCGGCCGCCGAGGCCUCGGUGCAGGGCGCCAUGGGGCCCGAGCUGCACUCCGUGUCCAGCCACGGCCGGGCGGGGUCCUGCCCCAUCGAGAGCGAGAUGCAGGGGGCCAUGGGCAUGGAGCCCCUGCACAGGAAGUCCGGCUCCUUGGACCUCAACUUCUCCGUGUCGCCCCCGGCCCGCCAGCCGUGCUCCUCGCUCCUGGCCCUCCGUCCUGAACCCAAACCCCUGUCCCGUGAGAGGUACCGUGUAGUGGUGCCCUACCCCCCUCAGAGCGAGGCUGAGAUUGAGCUCAAGGAGGGUGACAUCGUCUUUGUGCACAAGAAGCGGGAGGACGGUUGGUACAAGGGCACCCUGCAGCGCACUGGCCGUACUGGCUUGUUCCCGGGCAGCUUUGUGGAGAGCUUCUGAUAGGACCCAAGAUGGGGGCCUUCAGGCAAGCACAGGACAGCCCCGUGUGGGGGUCUUCUCCACAUGCUCCUCAUGGGCGCUCACCUGGACAUCACACGGAGGGGAAAGAGCCGAACAUCCUCAAAAGUACCAUCAGAAGGGGUACUGGAUGGGGGCGCCCACAGGACACCUGUGUUGCCAUUCGUGAGAGCCCUAUCCGUCUUCGCCUGGAAAACGAUGAAACAACAAGGAGCACAAAAAAGACGAGCAGAGGGAAAGCCCUUUUAAAUUCACUGCCAUUAUUAUCAGUUGUGUUUUUCUUCCUCAGAUAGGAAAGCACAGAGAACACUAUCACCUCGGUCGCAGUCGGGUCCACCAUCAGUGAGAGUUGCAGGCAUGCAGUCCCAGGCUGGAGCAGAGGUAGAGAGCAGGAGGGAGAGAGAGAGAGAACAGAAAUGAGUGUUCACACUGCAGUCUGGCCCCAGCAGUGCCUUCCAUCCUGGACCCCGCGGUACCAGAACCAGCCCUGACCUCUGACCUCUGCUCCAGCGUGGGACAGCUCCAGCUUGUGCAAAUGUAAAGUGAUGCUUUUCUUCUCCUGUGUUUCUACUGUACGUUAUUGUGAAGCAGCAGCAGUGAGCUCUGUGGCUGCCCCUGCUUGGGUCCCUGAAGGAGCGUCAGGCACAAAGAGCAGACCAGGCAGGGUUAUAGUGUCUCACGGCUGAGAUGGAAACGAUUUAAUGACCCACUUUACUGCAAUCUACACUUCAACCUUAGCCCUGCAAGGCACUGUAGGUAGGUUACCAAGAAAAUAAUGAAGUUGAGAUCAGUUCCUAUCAGUGCAUCCCUUUGGUUUGGCAGUACUUAUUUCCCACACAGACAGAUCAACAGUUUCCUGCAAGCCGUCUCCAAAUCCACCAUCUUGGAAAACAACUUUUCAGCUUAGGGUUCAUUUAAGUGGCCCAGUCUGACUCAUUUGAAAGAAAGUCAUACAUUUGGUCAGUUUCUCUCUUUGCCUGUGUAUAAAAAUGCAGAGUGGGCAAGAAAAAUCAUGUUCCGAGUUAACAUCCACGUUUUAAAGUGCCCAAUCAGCUUGUGCUCACAAAUGCAAGGUGAUGUACUGCCCUUUCAGAGCAUAUCCAUAUAAUAUAAAAGUACAAUUGCCUCAAUCCUCAAAUGAUACUAUAUACAAACCUUUUACUGAGAACAUUGAGAGAGUGCAGCAUACACUCUGUGCUAGUGUAUUUAAAAGCACCAGUCAUAUUACUGUAGCCUACAGGACCAGAGCAGGUCAAGCAAACCGCCGCUGAUUAGAUUGGGUGGAGUAUAUAAGCACAUCUUCAUUUUAUGAAGAACAUCUAGUUGAGAGGACAGUGUUUCCCCUGGGAGCGGUGUUCGGCACACACCACCACUCACAGCCUUUUGUCUUUAUCAGAUCACACUGCAAAGCACAAUCUCUCUCCCGCAGUUAUUAAAGACCUCAGUCAUGUGGCCUUCUCCCCUCUGCUAAACCCAGAUGUUGAGAAUAAUGAUUCCUUCUUGUCUUCAUUGGAUAAAAAUAUAGGUUUAAAAACAGGUUUUUGAAAAAAAAAAAAAAGACAGAGGGUAGUGGUUUCUGCUGAAGUUUGGAUUUGUGCCGCAGCACUUGGUGUUUAUCUAGUGUCUUAAAUUGCAUCUGGGAUCUUCUCUGAUUAAUACCUUACAGUUAUCAUUCAGUGUUUAUGUCUAAUUGGAAGGUGAAAUUAAUGAUGUUUUGUGGAAAAGGUAUACUAUUCCGCAAAAGGGUCUAGCUGGGCAUGUCAAAGUCACACCAAGUUAAAUGUCCCUUUGUAAGUCCAGUUCAUAAUAGCUUGGUGUUUCUGACUUAACCCUUUUUUAAGAAGUUUAUUCUCAUGGAACAAUCCUUGGUGUUUUUAAGUAUUUUACAGUACUUGCAGGGUAUUUAUUGUAUAAAUGAAUUUAAUGUACAGUGCCGUCUUACAGACACUGUGAAAGAGUCAGGCAUUUGGCCACAUUCAUUUCUUCCUCCUUAAUGCUUGCCAUAAAAUCUAAUUUUAAGGAGUCCCAUUAUAAAAGAGCCGGAGGGUACUAUUGCACCUGUUUGGGCCUGGUUUUGACAGUCCCUUUGGGAAGAAAAGCUCCUCAUUAAAGGCCUUCUCAUGUGAAGGUGUGAAGAAUAGGGAUCUGCUUUUGUGUUCGCUGUGGAAGCAGCUGGUGUGGAAAGCACAUAAUGAGUUUUCCAGGCAAACAGCCACAUCCAGGCACAGAGAGAGCGGGAGAGGUGUUUAAAGAACUCUUUCUGUGCUGCUAAUCCCAGCCCGCUGAGCUGUCGGCAGGCUGGCGGCUCCUCUCCUACAGUGACAUAGCAUUGUCCCAAUCCAGUGGAGGGCGCACAUGAACCCAUGACGCUGUGUCCACUUGGUGUGCUGUCCUUGAGUGCAACACAUUGGUCAGGGUCACAGCAGGGAAGCACAAACUCAGAGCACAUUCACAAUUUAAUAUAUGAUCAAUAAAAUGAAAUAGAACCAUCUCUUUUAUAGACUGAAAAAUCAAACCUUAAAUGAGAUGCCUGUCCAAUAUCCAAUCGUGCUGGCAAUCUCAUUUAGACUGGUGUGGAAAUACUCUGUAUGUAUCAUACGGAGUUGGAGGAUUGACCGCAAAUAUGGCUCAUUUGGUAGAUGAAAAGUGGUGAGAUUAGUCUGCCUUUAGCUGAGUGAGUAAUGGACAUGUGGGAGGGUUUCCUUUGGCCCAUAGCAUCUCUCACUCUGGGGGGGGGUCGGACUAAAUAGUGCUACAGCGUCUGAUAACCUUGUCCUGGGAUACCGUCCCUGGCUAUCUGAGCGGGACUCAUUUCCCAGCCUCCCCGAUAACCGCUCUUCAUUAGUCUUAUCAAUGGAGAUGGAGCAGAGCCUCUCACACCCCAGAGCCCUGUGGGUCCCAGCACAGGAAGAGGGUGCAGGUGCUGAAAGGCGAGGGUGGAUUUAUGGCUCCUGAUGAAAGGACUGCAGGGCUCCACCCUCCCUGCUUCACGUCUUACAUCACCGCUCUCAUGUGUCUGGGCUGCACCCCUCUCGUUGGCGGGAAACAGCGAUCUCCUGAACUCAAGUCCAGGUUUCUUCUCUCAGUAUGGAACAAACACAGCAAGAAAAGGACGUAUGUUAGAUUAACCAGUUCUAUGGACUAAAAUGUUCCUUUUGACUAUGGCCAUUAAGAGUCUUCACUUUUCAUGUAGACAAAGCGAAUAGGACACACUCCAAGGCCUAGGAUUGGGGUUUCUGCUCGUGGAUUUAAAGCACAAGUUUGUAUCUACCUUUAGGAGGCGCUGUUUCCUCACAUUGACCCAGGCAGGGGGACAGAGCACUGCAGUUGCUGGCCAUCUUGGUAUUGUUGUUCUCCAGCAUUUCCAUGGGUCUGUGCCCACGUUGAGAUUGUCCCACACUUGUGAUGAGCUUGUGUGUGUGUGGAUCACUGAGAAGAACUCUAAAAAGGCGUUUGUUCAAUAAGUUCAUGCUUGAUUAUUAAGAAAGAUUUUUACAUUAUUGCAAAAAAAGGAAAAUAUAUAUUGUGGCAACAUUUUGGCAAGAGACUAAGGAUGCCUAAGUCCAGACAUGGGAGAAUGUACUCUCAGCGCUGGUUUUGUGGCAUUCCACCUCGUGUUCAU